Messenger RNA from Lathyrus oleraceus (garden pea), 801 nucleotides. RefSeq lists its product as uncharacterized. The record is from RefSeq and is a predicted model, not a curated record. The transcript is spliced from 2 exons. The coding region runs from base 1 to 801 and encodes 266 amino acids. NCBI's taxonomy places the organism in Eukaryota, Viridiplantae, Streptophyta, Magnoliopsida, Fabales, Fabaceae. Gene Ontology annotation, molecular function: zinc ion binding; nucleic acid binding.
AUGAAAGUUCUGGACAAAGGAUACUCUUUAGCUGACCAUGUCAAUAAGAUUAUCAGAAGUUUUCCUAAAAAAUGGAGACCUAUGGUAACUGCUUUGAAGCUGGAAAAGGAUCUCAACAAUAUCAGUAUUGAAGAACUUGUUAGUUCUUUAAGAAGCCACGAGAUUGAGUUCGAGGAAGAUGAAAUUCAGAAGCGAGGUAAAUAUGUUGCCUUAAAGUCUAAGCCUGAGAAGACAAAAGCUUAUCAAGCUGAGGAAGAAUCAGAAGGAUCUGAUGAAGAGAGUCAACAUACUCUAAUUUCAAAGAGAGUCAACAAACUCUGGAAGCACAUGCAUAAUGGUCAAGGGAAGUUUAGAGGAGCCAUAAGGACUGUUGGUCAUUUUGAUUCUUCAUCUGGAAAGAAGAAGCAAGAUUAUAGAAAAGAAGUUAUCUGCUCUGAGUGCAAGGAGCCAGGCCACUACAAAAAUGAUUGUCGUAAGUUGAAAAAGGAUAGAAGGCCUACGAAGAAUUUUUCUAAAGGCAAGAAAGGGCUUAUGGCUACAUGGGAUGACUCAGAAUCCAAAGAAGAAGAUUCUGACAAAGAAAAGGCCAAUGCUGCAUUGAUGGCAACUACAAAUGAUCUUAAAGGUUCUGAAGAACCAGAAGACAAAGUAUUAUCAGAAUCAGAAUCCGACUCCGAUUCCGAAGAGGUGAAUGUUCCAGAUGACGAAGAGGAAGAAGUUGAGAUCUUGGUUGAUUCAAUGGUGAACGCUGAUGAGGAAGAGGAGCCAUUACCGGCUAGUCAUGUAUACUAUCCACCUUAA